AUGGUAGUCACUUGCAAUAGUUUGGGCCUCUUUCUUAGGGGUAGCCACCAUAUCUGGCGCGACCAGAGCCAACGUCGGCAAAACGACACUCGCGUGUGGCAGAUUGGCGAUAUUGCCUUCUUGAAGCCAUACGAACAAUUCAACGAAACCGAGCACUUGGAUAGCGGUCGAGUUCAUUCUAAGGCGACGAACCACCCGGUCAUAAUCCUUGACCGCUCGAGCGACAUGCGAAGAUUUACUGUUACCACAGUAUCCGCCUACUCUAGUGGUGAAGAUAAUGACUAUCUCCCACCUUGGGAGCAAGCAUGCCACCGGAUGAAAGACAUCAACAGCUUCCGCGCUUUUUACGGGUCUCAGAAGCCAAACGGCAACUCUCGCCACCUCCACCUCGCAGACGGAAAGAUGUGGCCUAAGCCUAAAACAUCCUGGGUUUAUAUUCAUCAUUGGUCAGUUGUGCCUGCGUCGGUUCUCAUCCAGUAUGACAAACCCCGGUGCCAACUCCGCAUGGCCCCAGAAAGUCUCCAAGAUCUACUUGCGGAUAUGAAUACGAAAUCCCAUGACUACCAGUCGCGAUGGACGGCAUCUAAUACGAUCCCAACGUUUUUCAUACCGAUAGAGAAGAGAGUCAAAAUGGAUCGUUCCUGGCGCCAAGACGUCAAAGAAAACCAGCAGCUCUUGUCAGAUAAUGCUGGCCCGCGUUUCCCUACUGUGCCCAGUAGUGAACCACGGAGUGCUUUGACGCCCAAGUCAACAAACAGAGCCGCAAAAAGGCACGUUUGUGAAAACCCGUUCUCGUUACUGGUGGAUCGCAACUAG
Molecule: messenger RNA, 816 nt
Organism: Xylaria bambusicola
Lineage: Eukaryota; Fungi; Ascomycota; Sordariomycetes; Xylariales; Xylariaceae
Exons: 2
Coding region: 1-816 (271 amino acids)
Source: RefSeq, a predicted model, not a curated record